AUGGCCGGUGCAAUUAUUGAAAACAUGAGCACCAAAAAGUUGGUGAUCGUGGGAGUGAUUCUGCUUUUAUUCCAAGCGUUUUCUUUUAUGGUCGGAGGCUUGAUUGGUAAGCAUGGUUUUUCCAAUUGUAUUCCUUUUUGUUGCAACCUUUGGCUUUGUUAUGCGAUAUCCGCGGUUGAAUAACCACGAUUUAUAGAUGAUCGAAUAUUCUAGGUAUCAAAUAAUGAAAACAACUUAGUUCUUUAGACAAUAUCAUUUUAAAGAGGAUUGUAUUUUUUAAAACAUCUAUGUUUUGUUAUAAAAUGGAACAGUAUGGCGACUGUAGGGCUUGCCUUAGUAGCAUGCUUCAUCUUGUCAUGUAAAAGUUUUGCCUAUGUAACUAUUAACAAUGUAGCCUUUAACGAAGUUUUGAACUCGUCAAAGUUUUAAGAAAAAUAACGUAUUCGUCUCCAACUCAAUCUUUUCAUCUGUGUUGACGUUGCGUGGUUUAAUGUGGUCUUGAAACAUUGUAAAAUUUUCCAUUAAUAAUACACAAACAACUUCCCUAUUUCAUAAAACUUAUUGUAAAGUAUCGAGUUAAUUCACUUUUAAUUGGCAAAUGAGUUUGUUUUUCCAAUAAUAAUAACCUCUAUUCCUGUAAAACACCAUAGGAAUUGGUGUUUAUCUUGAACUUUGAUUCAACACAGAAUGUCUGCUCUCCUCCUUCCCCUCAUUAAGUCUGUCUCCGUGGCCCCAGGCAGGCAGUCCCCCUUGCAUCCCCCUCAAAUCCCAAACCCCUCUCAGCAUUGCAUAUUUCCUCUUCUCCUGCUGGUUCCAUUUGCAUGGCUCUACUCUCCACUGACACACACACACACACACACACACACACACACACACACACACACACACACACACACACACACAGCUGUCAAAAUGGUGUUCUGCCUCAAGGACUACACCAGAGUUGCUGUCAGCUUUUUUCCCAUGUGCCUACACACACACACACAGAUACUCCUACACAAGCUCAAUGUCACAAUAGUUGAGUCCUAUAAGGCCUGUUGUUACAGAUUCCUAUCUGGUUAGUUUGGGGGAAAACUUUCUCCACUCAGUCAGUCUCCACUCCAGAGCUGGAUGGCUACUGAUACAAAUUAGCUUGUUUAGGACGCUCCUGCCUUAGAUAGUUUUAAUGAAGCCGGAUGCCUUUGUAUUUGCUUGGUGGCCGGGGCAAGCCAGGGUAAUUGAGUAGAAAGGCGUUCAUCUCCCCCUGUUAUUGGACAACUCCGACACGGCAUGAGGUCACUGGGCAGAGAGGCGGACGUUAUUGCGGAAACACUGAGGUGGAAACUGGAGGAGUGUUGUGUGCCCGGAAUCUUAGGGUCACAGGAUAAUUGAACUCUGAGGGGUUCAGUAGAGCUGGUUUAAUUCAAUUUGGUGUGUCUGUGUGCUUGUUCCUGAGUAGGCCUAAGUCCAUUGUGAGGUGACACUGGCGCACCUAGCUAAGAAGACACACACACACACACACACACACACACACACACACACACACAGAGAGAGAUAGUUGAUGCUCUUCUCAAGAUGGCCUGAUUAGUUUUAUGAGCGGGUGCCAAAGGCCUAGCCUCAAGGGUGCUUUUAUGUUGUGGUAUGUUUUUUCAGUUACUCUAUUAAGAGUAAAUAAAUUGUCUCGACAUCAGCUGGUAAUGGAGACCAUCUGCACAGACCAGGGCCUCGCAAUCGGACAUGUUUCCUUGUUUUAGCUGUUUUCGUCUGUGGAUAAAACAUAAAAGGUGUAUGAUAUUUGAGCACGUAAGUAACUAAUGUGAAACGGUGGAUUGUUGUUGGUGUCUCAAAUGACUUCCCUUUGAGCUAAUCAUUGAUUAUAGUAGCACUGAUGUAUUCCUAGCAAGGAUUAGUUAAUUACCCCUGAAUUUAGGGGGAUAUAUUGAUGAAGGGAAAAGUCGCUCAUGCUUUUUUGGCCAUGGCUGACGUCUGUCUCUGGCCCUGAGGGUCUGUCUCUUGUUUUUACCUAUUACCAAUACAUUACAGUAUUGUGUGCUGGGGCCUUUCCCGGCAGCUAGUUUCAAAGGGAUUGGGCCUUGCUACAGGGUGUUCUGUCAACAUGGUUAGAAAUAAUUGGCACUUUGUUAAUGCAGGAUUUGGCUAGGUCAUUUUGUGGGUGAAAUUUUAUUUUACUGUUUUUGACAAUAAACAAAAACCAUAGCAAAACGUCUUCAUGUAUACCUACUUUGUUGAGCUUGAUAGCUGUCUGACACAUCUUAAACUCCAGGACAAAGCUUUGAUUAUGAGUUUGGAAAUGGAUUGUUUUUAACUUCACCUUUAGCCUAACUAUGAAUUCACUGAAAGUAGACACACUUUGUGAGGCACAUACACGUUAUAGAAUACAAAGUUGUUUCAAAAUUCCACACGAUUGCACUUUUCAGCACAAUACUAAAAGGAUACACAUAGAGCAUUGAAAUAAGAACGCAACAAAAUUGUGGAACGAUGUGGUCAGCCACCAAAAAUUACAAUUUUAAAUCCCCAAAAUACCAUUUACCGCUCAUUUCAUCAAAUAUAUAUAUAUUUAUUUUCUACACGAAAGGUGUCAUCCUCAGGACAGAUGAAUAGGACUACUUAUGUAUCUAGGGUAGCUAACACUGUAACCGGGCAGUAACCUAGCAAGCAAUUACCCAGGCUAACGUCUCUUUUCCUCUCCAUGUAGCUCCCAGCCCCACCACAGCGGUCCACUACCUGGCCACCAAAUGUGUGGAUACGGUCAAACACCACCAGAGCACCAAAUGGUUCAUGCCCUGGGGCCCUAACCAGUGCGACAAGAUCCGGGACUUUGACGAGGCCAUGGCCAAGAAGAUUGAGGCCAACAACAUUGUGUUUGCCGUCCAUAUCCCCCUGCCCAACAAGGAGAUGAGCCCCUGGUUCCAGUUUAUGCUGGUCAUCCUACAGUUUGACAUUGCUUUCAAGAUGUACAACCAGAUAGGUGAGCGACAGUUCUUGUUAGGAUUCAUUGUGUAUCAAUUGUGUUAUUUCAGGAGUCCGUGACAUUUUUACCUUGUUGAUCUUUGUCUGUUUUUGUGUGUUUGUGUUGUCUGUCUGUUGUCUUUGUAUAUUGUCUGGCAGUCUUUCUGUCAGUCUUUGUCUGGUUUGUCUGUCUGUGUUGUAUCAUGACUCAUGAGGACUCACCAGUCCAUGCAGCUCUAUGACCUCUGAAGUAUGUGUCCUUUAUCUUUUACACUCUCUGUGGAUCCAAUUCUAAAGUAUUCAGAUGUGUCUAUAGAUACUGUUGAUAUUAGUGUCCCUCUACGUCACCUCAGGCUGUUGCCUGCUUUUGUCCCAUGAGCCUCCAGAGGAAUGUGCCUUUUCUCUCCCCAGUAGAUUGGAUUUCUCUCACGCUGAGAGGAAGGCCUAACGAUGACGGAUGUGCUGGUUCUCCCUAGUGAUACAAGCCUCAGAGAUCCAUGUCAGAGGCUAAUAGUCUCUAUAGAACAGGUAGUUGGGGGAGGCUCGAACUGUGGUGGGCUGUCUCAAUUUGGAAGCUGAUAGCUUUGGAAUUCCCUAGUAUGCAGUGGAAUAACACUGCUGAGCAAAUAUGUCACAUUUUCUCCUGGCUAUCCACAAGACGAAUUGUAACAUGGUAUAUGGUACGUCACUCAGUGAGGGUUGGGGAUGAGUGUCUCACUCUCCAUUGUAGAGGUCAAUGUAACAUUUGAAAACAAACACAAAAGCCCUGAAAUAUUGAGUUAUUUUCAGCAGCAGGUGUUUGCUCAAUUAACUUGUGCCUGAUCUGAUGAAGGCUAGUUUUUCCCCCAUCCUUUUGCUCAUCAAAGCAGACAUCCCGCACCUCCCUGUAUCUUCUUAACAUUCCUUUACGUUCAGAUCAGGAAUGGUUGGCCACGUCCUUAUCUGAACAUGGUAUAAGUCAGAUCUGUGCCCAAUUCCAAUCUGAACCCAAUGCACUUCCUGUAUACCUAUUACAAUAUGGUACUAUACAUGGGAAAAGGUCACCAUCUUUCUUACAUCAAUCCAGUCUGUUCUCCCAGAUCUACCUGAAAAUAUUAGGUGUAGGGAUGAGGGUUUGAUUUGGAAGUGUGCACAGUUCUCACAUUCAGAGAAGGAUUAAGACUAGGCAACCCUCGUCUGGCCUGGGAUAAAGGGAAGGGUAGUAUGGAAUGUUGGGCUUGCUUCUCCCUUCUGUAGCACUGUAGCGAGUGGAAUGUCUAUUGAGUGUGUGGUUGGUAAGAAGGAGGCGGCACUGACUGGGCAGAUCGUCGCUUUGCGCUGCGCCAGGUCUGGGGCUGUGAAAGAAGGGAUUAGAGGUAUAAUGAAGAGGUCUAAUGAAGGGGGAUUGGUGGGCUGGGCCGGCCUGGGAAUGUGAUCAGAACACUCUUUUAAGCUCCAGGAGCCAUUUGGAUGGAGGGAGGCAGAGCCCAACUUCUUCUUAUGUUGUGUAACAGAUUUCAUAGCUGGCUUAGCAGCGGUUGUACAGCAGGGAUCAUCAACUACAUUCAGCCGCGGGCCGUAUUUUUUUUUGUUGAGUGGAUGGUCAGGGGCCCGGAACAUAAUUACAAAUAAUUUGUCGACUGCAAAUUGACCGCAAGAAGCACAAACUGAUAUAACUUUUGACUAAAACAUAAUAAUUUCAAACCUUGCUUACAUUUUGUGUAUGAUCACACAUAUCUCUCUAUUAUGCGUGGGAGUAGUUUGGAACAGAUUUUCUAAAUGAAAAUCACAUGGAGAUGAUUUGCUGGUGUUAUGUCCAACAAUAAAAACUUGUAUUUUUUGUUCAGAGAACUUGGGUUGGCCAAAUAAAAUCCCCUGUGGGCCUCCAGUUGGGGAACUGUGUAACUUCCUCCUCUCACCAAAGAUAUGUUGCGAAGUACGCUUGUGAGCAGUGAAGUUGCAUUUUAUUACGACAAAACAUACAUUUUAUAUUUUCUAUCUUGUUUGAGUGAGGUUUAUACGGUUUAUUCCCAUAUAAACCAAGUCCUGUUUCAGUGUAUACUCGUCAAAGUGUCGAGUCGUAAAAAAGAAAUAAGUUCCUGUCCCAAGCAUGAAAUUGUUGGGGUUGUUUACAGCUUGCGCUGCCAGAUUAGUCUGUGAUUCACCACUCCGUCCCAGAAUUCCACCCACACAGAUGCUGUGGAAUGGGACUGUUAUCCACCCCACUCUGAGCCACUGGGGCAGCCGGGGCCAGGCAGACUACCUCUGAUCAUUUGCCAGCAGUGUUAAUGUGCCUGGCCGCGGGCCCUGAGGCAAGGGCCUAAUGAUCACCUUGAUGCCAACAGCUGCCAAUGACCGAGCCGCGGAGGAGAGCUAGACAUCCGGCACGAAAAUGGCAAGCAGCUGCAUAUCAAACGACAUAUUCAACUUCAGUGCUGAAACGUGUAGCUGUAAUGUAACCGAUCACAAAUCAAAUCCAGGUUGUCCUUGCAACUCAAGAUCAUAUUAGCUCGCUGAACUCUAGGUCUCUUUUUGGUCUCAACAGAGGUCAGAUAGUCUCAGGCAGGAAUACUCUUCAUGCGAGUCUAGCUCUGCAAACAACCACUGUUACAUUAACAAGGAGUGGAGCGCUAGUUUGUUCAAGGAAGAGGAUUUCCAGCCAGUCUAUUGACAGCUCUAGGUUGAGGAGUUCCAGCCAGUCUAUUGACAGCUCUAGGUUGAGGAGUUCCAGCAGUCUAUUGACAGCUCUAGGUUGAGGAGUUCCAGCAGUCUAUUGACAGCUCUAGGUUGAGGAGUUCCAGCCAGUCUAUUGACAGCUCUAGGUUGAGGAGUUCCAGCAGUCUAUUGACAGCUCUAGGUUGAGGAGUUCCAGCAGUCUAUUGACAGCUCUAGGUUGAGGAGUUCCAGCAGUCUAUUGACAGCUCUAGGUUGAAGAGUUCCAGCCAGUCUAUUGACAGCUCUAGGUUGAGGAGUUCCAGCAGUCUAUUGACAGCUCUAGGUUGAGGAGUUCCAGCAGUCUAUUGACAGCUCUAGGUUGAGGAGUUCCAGCCAGUCUAUUGACAGCUCUAGGUUGAGGAGUUCCAGCAGUCUAUUGACAGCUCUAGGUUGAGGAGUUCCAGCCAGUCUAUUGACAGCUCUAGGUUGAGGAGUUCCAGCCAGUCUAUUGACAGCUCUAGGUUGAGGAGUUCCAGCCAGUCUAUUGACAGCUCUAGGUUGAGGAGUUCCAGCCAGUCUAUUGACAGCUCUAGGUUGAGGAGUUCCAGCCAGUCUAUUGACAGCUCUAGGUUGAGGAGUUCCAGCAGUCUAUUGACAGCUCUAGGUUGAGGAGUUCCAGCCAGUCUAUUGACAGCUCUAGGUUGAGGAGUUCCAGCAGUCUAUUGACAGCUCUAGGUUGAGGAGUUCCAGCAGUCUAUUGACAGCGCUCUAGGUUAUUACUUUCUCACGGCAUCCAAAUCUCUCUGGCUGACAGGUAAGCAAAGAAGCAGAGCUCUCAGUGUCUGACAAAAUGGCCUCUGUCUAUAACUCAACCAGAACCACUUUCUUUAGACAGUACCAUGCCAAAGGGUUAGACAGUACCAUGCCAAAGGGUUAGACAGUACCAUGCCAAAGGGUUAGACAGUACCAUGCCAAAGGGUUAGACAGUACCAUGCCAAAGGGUUAGACAGUACCAUGCCAAAGGGUUAGACAGUACCAUGCCAAAGGGUUAGACAGUACCAUGCCAAAGGGUUUAGACAGUACCAUGCCAAAGGGUUAGACAGUACCAUGCCAAAGGGUUAGACAGUACCAUGCCAAAGGGUUAGACAGUACCAUGCCAAAGGGUUAGACAGUACCAUGCCAAAGGGUUAGACAGUACCAUGCCAAAGGGUUAGACAGUACCAUGCCAAAGGGUUAGACAGUACCAUACCAAAGGGUUAGACAGUACCAUGCCAAAGGGUUAGACAGUACCAUGCCAAAGGGUUAGACAGUACCAUGCCAAAGGGUUAGACAGUACCAUGCCAAAGGUAAGGGGAUUCUACUCCUCAGUCAUAUGACUAUUGCGGAAUGUAUAAAGAAGCCCCCCAACAGCACCUUGGCCACUUGGUGUUAUAAAGCUGGUCCCUGAGAUGAAUUGACCCCCUUUCUUCCUCCCCCACCCCACUCUACCCCGGCUCCAAUCACCCCUGGCAGGGGUCCAGCAAUAACACAGCUGUUGAGAAGGCUUAGUCACUGUGGCGAUGGGCGCUGGACUGGGGUGGAAUGUUUGUGUGCGGUAAGCUGACAUUCAGGAUCUUUGGUAGUGUUCGCUUGAGAGGGGAGGGAUAGAGGGGUUCGGGGAGACGGUAGAGGAGAGAGGACUGCCAAUAACCCCCCCCCCCCCCCCCCCCCCCUCUUUUCCUCUCUUCCCCCUCUCCCGGUCAGGCCACCGGGUUUCUUUCAGUGCUCUCCAGCUUGUUUCAUAACUGCACAAGAGUCUGUUUGGAAGGGGGAAGUACAGAACACUUUGCCUUUGCAAUGUGAUCUAAAGCCUGUCUUGGCAUGCUCACUCCCAUUUUGUUUCUUAAAGCACUUAAAACGAGGUUCAGCUCUGAAAGGUUUCACCUUCAAGUCAGGCCUAUAGUAUCAUUACCCACUGUGUAGUAGUAGACUGAACUCAAGGCCUUACGUACAUGUACGUAAAAUAGCUUUAAGCUACAGGGAAAUGUUUCAGAUCAUUGAUCAUCCUUGGACUAUUUUUGGAUCAACAUGGCAUGAAGUUGAGAGGUUUUGGUGCAUCUGUUCUGAUAGUGUUUUUGAUGACAUGGUUUCUUUCUUUCCUACAUACUUUGAAGGUUGAAGGGAUAGUUCACCCCAACUUGAAAGUUUCUCCAACGUUUUCAUACCUCAAACGAUCAAAUGAGUCACAUUUUAAGGACAUAAAAUGGAGUGGCUACGGAUAUGGAGUUUCUGUAUCCCAAUUUCCUAAGGCAAAAAAUAUAUGGAUAUUUCUGCGCAUGUGCAGGAUAUUUCUUUUUUACGUAGUUGAGUACCCACUCCGCUGCCACUCCCCCCUCCUUUAUCGCCUCUGGUCACUGGUGUAGCUUACAAACUUAAUGUCGUCCACAAAACUGUUAUAACAUGCCUUGGUAAUCAUAAGCGCGAUUUCAUGUCCUUUUUUUGCAGGAGGGUAGUAGGCUAUUUACAUAUUUUACACAAUAUGCAUUAUCAACUUGAUCGUACAAACUUUGUCAGUAUUUCAAACAUAAGCAAGACACAAACAGGUAGUCUAGCCAAUUUCAUGUUAUUCUUAGCUGCUGAGGUAAAUGCAGCUAUUUACUCUCUCCAAGAUAUCACUAUAUGGCAUAAAUAUGGAACUUGCCCAUUGUCAGAUAUUUUUAAUUUUUUUAUCGAUCUGGAUACAUGCCCGGCUGCCUAGAACGUUCGGCUGCCCAGAGGUGGAACGCAGCAAGACAAUUAGUGAUUGAAUGUUCUUUUUCUUUCAUCAUCAUUGCAAACAUUGGCUAUGCUGCACAGGAGGCAGACAGGCAGUCAACUGCAAUCUACAUGACAACAGACAGACCGAGAAGGUUGUAGCCUUCGUAUACAUGUUUUGGAAUGUUCAUUCAAAUUGCCUCAGGCUUUUUAUUUCAGCUGUUGAGAAAUACGAGGCAGAGACAUAGGCUACGUCAUCAUGGUUCAGAAGAGGCUGUACGGCCACUGCAUGGUCAAUCCAACGUCUGCAGUGGCCGUACAGCAUUUACUGUGAUAAGGCCACUGCAGAAUUAAGGGGAUUCAUACUUCUUGCGCUACACAUUGAAGAGCUGUUGUGAAGGAAGUUGUAAUUGAGUUUGUGUUUAUACAGGACCUCAUGAAAAUGUUGGUUGACGGUAGGUGCACGGCGUUGCGGUACGGAGCUCGCCUUUGGUGGCUCCGCAAUUGCGUCACACCUUCUGUACGGAGCCUCCAGAUCACAUUACCUGAGCAAGCAUAAAUUGGCUUUGAAGAGCGAAACGUGAAGGGAGGCGAAGUAUGAACAGCAGCUACGUUAGUAAAACUAAUGUGUGCGUAAAAUAACAAAUGCGCAGAACGUGAUCCAGAUCCAUAGCUUUAAGGGGUUUCUGGAGGUGUGGGCAGGGGCAGGGCGAAAGCUCUCUAUCUGUAGGCACAGCCCUUUUUGUGGGUUGAACUAUCCCUUUCAUCAGCCCAAUGAGCCCAGUGUCACAUUUGUAGCCUUUGGAGUAGUUUAGACUUGCACUCUUUGUCUUUAAUGGAUGUUGAUGCAUAUGCAUGGGAAAUGAUAACAUUUCAUUCACACUAAGUGAAAGCAAAUGAUGUGUCGGGUGAUUUGACAGCCUUAAAAUUACCCAGUGUUGCUCUUAUCAGAUCUUAUGUUUAGCAGAGAUAUGCAUCCUUUUCACAGGUCCAGACGUUGCUCCCUCUCUGGCCUCUUCCUACCCCUUAUCAUGACUCCAGUUCCAUUGCAUUCCAUUGGGUCAUUCCACAUAGCUAUAUGCUGCCUGAGGCAAAUGUCCCGACGCUGCCCGACUCUAACCAAAUGCUCUGUUUAAAUGCAAAUAUGCCUCGCAACGCUAUAUGGUUUGGGAAACAUUUAGAACUUAACUUUUCUAUAAGCGAGAAAUUAUUAUUCUAAUACAAAAUAUACACUUACUGUACCCAGUUUAGCAAAGUUGCAUCCGGCUGUAUUUUGAGAAACUCAUGCGAUCCAGCCGUAAAUGUGGAAUGGAAUGGUCCAAUGGAAAUGCGAGCACAAGGUGAGAGUAUGUGUCCUACCUCGGCUGGAGGCAGUGUGUGAAAAGAUUCGGGUGCUACUUUGCUAAACUGUGUAUUGUAAGUGUAUCUUUUGUAUUUAAAAGAUUAGUUCUCGCUGGUAUGAAAGUUAAAAUCCAAAUGUUUCCAAAACCGUAUCGCAAGCGAAGAUUGUUAAUGUUUCUAAACUUUAAAACCGAGCGUGGGGAUUGUAGUUCACAUGGCGCCAGCUGCAAUCCAUAUGUUCAGCUGAAAAGCCAAAAGCUGAUAAGCCAAGACGGGGACCGUUGUAAGCCCCCUUGGGCCCCCUUUGGUCAAUUGAGAGCUAGCCUCUUACCAAAAAGACUGUCUCUCUGUCAUCAGAGACUUAUUUCAUCCCAGUCAUCGCUGGUUUACACAGAUGUAUUGAUGUCAAAGCUACAAAUUUAAGUUGAGCAGGUGUAAAUGGAGAAUUUAAUUAAUUGCAAAUUCCCCCUUAAAUGCUGAUCUGCUUGUUCAGACCUGCAUAGAUCAAAAACAGGAUAGAUGUGUCAUUGUAAUGAAGUCUCCAUAACUGGUAUCUAUAUAAAGUUUGGUAGUUGGUCAAUUUGUGAACCUUUUGAACAUUCAGAUCACCCUAAAGUGUGAUAUGUUGACAUUUUCCCCCCUACAGAGGAUGGAGCAUUGGCCACCAUCGACGUGGGUUUGGCCUACAGGGAUGACACGCUCAGCGAGUGGACAGAGAUGGCCCACUCCAUAGAACAGAGGAAGCUCAGCUGCAACUUCACCACCACCAAGGUAAACACUUUGUGGAGUGCUCAACACUUCCAGUCCUCAAUAUCUGUUGUGCUACUGGCUUUUGUUUAAUUUUGCCAUCUGAUUGCUCACACUUGAUUUUUCAGGUAUUAAUCAGUCUCUCAAAGUCCCAUCGUUUCAGCUCAUCAGAUUAUUUUUGUGUAAAAGAAGAAAUCCAUAUAAGUUGAGUUGUUGUCCAAUUGGAUAUCUCUUACCGUUAUCAUCUUGUGUCCUGUAGACGUAUGAGAAUGAGGGCCGCUACUAUGAGUGUGACCUGCUGCCCUUCAUGGAGCUGGGCAACGUGGCCCACAAGUACUACCUGCUCAACAUCCGCCUGCCCGUCAGCGAACGCAAGAAGAUCAACGUGGGCAUCGGUGAGAUCAAGGACAUCCGCCUGGUGGUGAGCAUUCUCUACCACACAUCUCUUCCAUAUCGCCCCGUCUCCUCUCAGUUGGGAGAGACUAUAAUAUAUCCUUGAUUAUCAAAUAUUCUUUACUAUCGAGGCUUCACACGCCCAAAGUGUGAAAAUACUUUGGUUAGGUUUUUUGAUUUUGUCCAAACUGAUCGUCAAAAUGGCAAAACAAGAUGUUGAGAUGAACUGUGUGUAAGACUGUGGCUAACGUUUAAUUUCCUAUCCUAUCAGGGUAUCCAUCAGAACGGCGGUUUCACCAAGGUGUGGUUCGCCAUGAAGACCUUCCUCACACCCAGCAUCCUCAUCAUCAUGGUGUGGUACUGGAGACGCAUCACCCUGAUGACACGACCCCCUGUGCUGUUGGAAAAGUAAGGCGGCCAUAUUGUUUAUUGUACUGUAAACGGGAUGUUUCUUUGUUCUAUAUUCAAAUUUGGCGUCAAAACAGAGUUCAGUCAUCCAUUGACAUUGGUUGCUUUGUGCGCUGGCGCACCAUGUAGAUUGUGUGAAUCAAGAAUGUAUCUCUAAUCCAAAAUGCAUGGAUGUCCUUGUCCUAGCUAUACACACAAGUCAAACCUUCAGCCAGGGUAAAACCCAGUAACCCCAGUGGAUACCAGUUAGGCCUAGUGCUUAUGGUAACAUUAGUACAGGAAGAGACAUGUCAUUAGAUUAACUAUGGAUGAACUGUGCAUCUAGGUCAGAUCUUCUCAGUGCGCAGUGUCCUGGGUCCGUAUUCACAAAGCAUCUCAGAGUAGGAUUGCUGAUCUAGGAUCAGCUCCCCUUUGUGCAUGCACUCGUAUUCAUCAUGAUCUAAAAGGCUAAAUUGAUCCUAGAGCAGCAGCUACACUGUUUAAUAAAAAUUAGAACCAAAUGUAGCUUUUUCUAACUAAAAUGAUAACUAACACCAGAUUGCAAUGAUGUACCAAUGUAGUGUAGAAUGAUACCCUGUGCAGGGAGCUAAAGGUUCAGUUUAGUUUACCCCCUGCAGUGAGGGGAGAGCGUAUCAGUAUGUCUCUGCGUUCAACACCACAGGAACGUUCGUUGAGGCGUAAAGCGUGUAACACAGUCUUCUAGCACACAACUAACACUUCCACCUCAAUCUUUCCUCACUCUCUCCAUCUUGUCCUUGGUCUUCGGCUCAGAGCCCUCAUUCCCAAAUGGCCGCAGAGUUCUCAGGAAAUGGCACUCGAACUCUAUUUGUGGAGAGGAGAUAAAAAAUGUUCAUGCUGUAAAAGCUUUGGUGAAGCCGUCAUGCUAUUCCUUAGAGGUGUUGAGAUGGAAAUCUUAUCAGAUAACUUUUAUUUUAGAACUAACAAGAGAUGUAAUGGGGAAAUGCCUCUCAUAGGUACUUAGGCUCCCUGCUGUCUCUGAUGGUGGGAUUCGUGGGAACUGGGCCAAUGUUACAUUAUUGUCUAUGUAAAAAAGUCAGUUGACUGAAUGAGCAAGGUGGUUGACACCGGAUUUGUUAAAAGCACUUGAAUGUUUGUGUAGUGGAUUAUUUAGGUUUUUGUGCUCAAGACCUUUGAAAAACAAAACAACUCGAUGACCACCAUGCCUCAGGAUACGGUUCUCUUUCCAAACCGAAAGUACAUUGUCAUUAUCAGUAUUUAACACAAUUAAUUGCUGGUGGACUACUUGGAAAGGUUUCCUGGAAAAAUAUAAAGUACUCGAAGAAUCAAUUUAUCUAUGCCUGAAGUCUGUUUCCACUAAAGCUAUAUUUUAUUCUGUUUAGUUUAGUUAUUAAAAGAGAACUGUAUCCUAAGGCGUGGUGGUCAUCGUGUUGUAUUGUUUUUCAAAGUACUUGAGCACAAAAAACUAAUAAUUUACUACACAAACAUUCAAGUGUGCUGUAAGUUGAGGCCUCUCUUACGAGUUAUGUAGCUAACUCUGCAGCUUGUUUAGUUUAAGUGCUCUUCUUUAUAUACACCUUCCUCUCUCACGACUGUAUAGUCGCAGAGCGCAGGACAUUCCCUGCAUACCAGCCCAAUGUGGUCUCACUGUUCACUCGGUAGAACAUGCCGGAACGGUUCUCGCUGCCGACUCUUCUGGAAUGUGAUUAAUGUUUUUAGAGUCAAUUGCAAAACCCUCAUCCACACACACACACACAAUUCCCCCACUCUCAGCCCGCACUGCACCCCUCCUUCCCGCUCCCUGUAUUACACCCCCCCCUUCUAUACCCCCCUCUCUACACCCUCCUGCUUACACCCCCCCUAUCCCUCACCCGCUCCCGCAUUACACCCCCCUAUCCCUCCCCCUCUGCAUACCCCCUCUCCCUCACCCGCUCCCUGCAUUACACCCCCCUCUCUAUCCUCACCCUCCCUAUCCCUCACCCACUCCCGCUCCCUGCUCUUCCUCACCCACUCCCCUGCCUUCCUCCCAUCCUCUUUGUGAUUAUCCUUUCAUCUUGUCCCAGCAUGUAAGGACUUGCAGCCAUUGAACAGAGAAGCCUUAUUAGGUUGAUAUUUAUUUAUUUUACCCGCAGUGAUUUAUCAAAGCCAGCAGUGUGGUCCAGUGGUCAGGGAGGUGGAGUCUCCCCAGUUGUUAUGGAGGUGGACUAUGGAGUCUCCCCAGUGGCUAUGGAGGUGGACUAUGGAGUCUCCCCAGUUGUUAUGGAGGUGGACUAUGGAGUCUCCCCAGUUGUUAUGGAGGUGGACUAUGGAGUCUCCCCAGUGGCUAUGGAGGUGGGCUAUGGAGUCUCCCUAGUGGCUAUGGAGGUGGGCUAUGGAGUCUCCCUAGUGGCUAUGGAGUCUCCCCAGUGGUUAGGUAGUUGGACUAUGGAGUCUCCACAGAGAGACUCCCCCGACUAUGUCUCCCUUAGCAGUCUAAUGAGAUGGGUCUCCCCUAUGUCUGACCCCAUGUUAUGAGUUCUCCGGUGACAUUUCUGUCCGAUUUUUGUUUGGCUAUGUUGAGUUGAAAGAACGUGUUAAAGUAUCUGAGCCCAACCUUUUAACAAUUCUGCUGAUAAAAAAAAAAAAGUAAUGUCUAUAGUGAUUUAUAUUGAUUGUGAGCAUUAUGUUAAUGAAGUAUGCUAUUAAUGACGAUGAUUGAUAUUUGUUUUUAUGUUGAUGAUCAUGUUGAUCAUGAUGGUGGUAGUGGUGAUAAUAAUGAUUUUGAUGAUGAUGAUGAUGGAGUUGAUGAUGUGUCCUCCAGGGUGAUCUUUGCACUGGGCUUGUGCAUGACCUUCAUCAACAUCCCGGUGGAGUGGUUCUCUGUGGGCUUCAACUGGACCUGGAUGCUGCUGUUCGGGGACAUCCGGCAGGGCAUCUUCUACGCCAUGCUGCUCUCCUUCUGGAUCAUCUUCUGUGGAGAGCACCUCAUGGUCUGUCGCCUGUCUCUUCACCUUUCUUCUCACCGACUUAGUAUCCAUUUAGCUAAUGACUUAGUAUCCAUCGAGCUAAUUACUUAGUAUCAAUUGAGUUAAUGCGACUUAGUAUCCAUUGACUUAGUAUCCAUUGACUUAGUAUCCAUUGAAUUAGUAUGCAUUGAAUUAGUAUCCAUUGACUUAGUAUUCAUUAGUAUCCAUUGACUUAGUGUCCAUUGACUUAGUAUGAAUUAGUAUCCAUUGAAUUAGUAUCCAUUGACUUAGUAUGACUUGGGGCUUGAUUCAAUCCAUAGUGCGGAAGAUCACCGUUGUAGCGCGGUUGACAUUCAAAGGUAAUUUCCGAUUGAGCUGACAUAUGCAGCGUUUACCGUGAAUGCAGUCUACGCGAAAGUGGUAACAUUGCCUAUCAAAUCAAAUGUAUUUAUAAAGUUAUUUUUACAUCAGCAGAUGUCACAAAGUGCUUAUACAGAAACCCAGCCUAAAACCCCAACCAGCAAGCAAUGCAGAUGUAGAAGCACGGUGGCUAGGAAAAACUCCCUAGAAAGACAGGAACCAGGGAAGAAACCUAGAGUGGAACCAGGCUCUGAGGGGAGGCCAGUCCUCUUCUGGCUGUGCCGGGUGGAGAUUACAGUAUAAAAGUACAUGGCCAUUAAGGCCAGAUCGUUCUUCAAGAUGUUCAAACGUUCAUAGAUGACCAGCAGGGUCAAAUACACUGAACAAAAAUAUAAACGCAGCAUGUAAAGUGCUGGUUUCAUGAGCUGAAAUAAAAGAUCCCAGAAAUGUUACAUGUGCACAAAAAGCUUAUUUCUCUCAAAUGUUGUGCCCAAAUUUGUUUACAUCUCUGUUAGUGAGCCUUUCUCCUUGACAAGACAAUCCAUCCCCUGACAGGUGUGGCAUAUCAAGAAGCUGAUUAAACAGCAUGAUCAUUACACAGGUGCACCUUGUGCAUGAGGCAAUAAAAGGCCACUCUAAAAUGUACAGUUUUGUCACACAACACAAUGCCACAGGAGUCUCAAGUUUUGAGGGAGGGUGCAAUUGGCAUGCUGACUGCAGGAAUGUCCACCAGAGCUGUUGCCAGAGAAUUGAAUGUUCAUUUCUCUACCAUAAUUAAUCAAUCAAUCAAAUUGAUUUCUAAAGCCCUUUUUACAUCAGCAGAUGUCACAAAGUGCUUAUACAGAAAGCCGCCACCAAUGUCGUUUCAGAGAAUUUGGCAGUACGUCCAACCGGCCUAACAAUCGCAGACCACGUGUAUGGCGUCGCGUGGGCGAGCGGUUUGAAUUAGUAUCCAUGGACUUAGUAUGACUUCGUAUUACUUUGUAUCCAUAGUCCUAAAACCUUUUAUGCUGCUUAGUGUCUGGCUAUCUGCUAUGAUAAAUAAAAGUUAUAGAAGGAUAGGUCUGUCAUGGUAUUGUGACCUUUGUGGUAAACACCAAAUUAGCUGUGAGUCUUUCUGGGUAAGUCUAAGAGCUUUACACACCUGGAUUGUGCGACAUUUGCCCAUUUUAUUAUUUUCUAAAUUCUUCAAGCUCUGUCAAGUUGGUUGUUGAUCAUUGCUAGACAACCAUUUUUAGGUCUUGCCAUAGACUUUCAAGUAGAUUAAAGUCAAAACUGUAACUCGGCCACUCAGGAACAUUCACUGUCUUGGUAAGUAACUCCAGUGUAGAUUUGGCCUUGUGUUUUAGGUUAUUGUCCUGCUGAAAGGUGAAUUCAUUUUCCAGUGUCUGUUAGAAAGCAGACUGAACCAGGUUUUCCUCCAGGAUUUUGCCUGUGCUUAGCUCCAUUCCGUUUAUUUCUAUCCUGAAAAACUCCCCAGUCCUGAACGAUUUCAAGCAUACACAUAACAUGAUGCAGCCACCACUAUGCUUGAAAUAUGGAGAGUGGUACACAGUAAUGUGUUGUAAUGGAUUUUCUCCAAACAUAACACUUUGUAUUCAGAACAAAAUGUUUUUUGCAGUGUUACGUUAGUGCCUUGUUGCAAACAGGAUGCUUUGGAACAUUUUUAUUCUGUACAGGCUUCCUUAUUUUCACUCUGUCAAUUAGGUUAGUAUUGUGGAAUAACUACAAUGUUGUUAAUCCAUCCUCAGUUUUCUCCUGUCACAGCCAUUGAACUCUGUAACUGUUUUAAAGUCACUAUUGGCCUCAUGGUGAAUUCCCUGAGCGGUUUCCUUCCUUCUCAUCUACCAAUAGGUGCCCUUUGCGAGUCAUUGGAAAGUCUCCUUGGUCUUUGUGGUUGAAUCUGUUUGAAAUACACUGCUGGACUGAGGGACCUUACAGAUAAUUGUAUGUGUGGGGUACAGAGAUGAGGUAGUCAUUCGAACAUAAUGUUAAACACUAUUAUUGCCCACAUGUCCAUGCAACUCAUUAUUAUUUUACCGUUGAACGUAUUUAGGCUUGCCAUAACAAAUGGGUUGAAUACUUAUUGACUCAAGACAUUUCAGCUUUUCAUUUUUAAUUCAUUUGUAAAAAAUUCUAAAAACGUAUUUCCACUUUGACAUUAUGUUUUUUUUUGUGUAGGCCAGUGAAAAAAAAUGGAAAUGUAAUCCAUUUAAAUGCAGGCUGUCACAUAACAACAUGUGGAAAAAGUCAAGGGGUGUGAACACUUUCUGAUGUAGAUACAUGGUUUGUUUAGACCAGGAUUGUUUUCUAACUUGUUUUGUCAUUUCAUCCCUCCUCUCUUGUCUUUCUGUUCUGUCUUUAUCAUUACCCCUUCCUCAGGACCAGAUGGAGAGGAACCGUUUCUCAAUCUACUGGAAGCAGGUGGGACCCAUUGUCUUCGGCUCCUUCUGCCUCUUCAUCUUCGACAUGUGUGAGAGGUGAGGCUGAAACACACACACAACACAGUUCCUUCGUCACACUGUCAAAAUAAAACGUAUUUAAAGGUUACCGCCACAAUUCUGCAGGGACCAUUUCUGACAUAUUUGUUUUUCCCACCAGGGGAGUCCAGUUGAAGAACCCUUUCUACAGUAUUUGGGCUUCCGACGUGGGGACUGAGUUGGCUGUAUCCUUUUGAUUACUCCUUACCUUAAGUGGACAGACCAAGGGAGACUAAACUAGGGAUGAAUUAUCCCUUGUAAGUCUGAAAAAGAAUGUGUCCAUGCCAUUGUACUGUAUAUCCCCAUUUUAAGCUCCCAGUGUAUCCUAUAAUUAUAAUUUAUCUGAUCUCUCUUUCAUUUCAUUGUAACAUAGGGACAGAUUGUAUGUCAAUAUUUGACAGAGACAUACUAACAUUAAUCAGAGCACGCCUCCUCCAUCAGUCACAGGCUGUCCCUGAGGUCCUCUCCACUGUGUUCUGUGCUGCAGUGAGGAUGGAGGAAUAAUUCAGUGUUGCUGUCAGUGCCUACUCCUGCCUUGGGCCAUCUCUCUCCUGGGUCUCCCCUCUGCCUCCUCACUGUGUGUGGAGGAGAGCUGCAGUAGGGAAACCCACAGGCCUAGUUGAUGCAAGAUUCAUCAGUACACCCCCCCCCCCCCCCCCAUCAAUAACUUGUGGCAGCAAGAGUCUCUUGGUGCAUCUCGCUCUCUCCUUCACUCUUGCUCUCUCCCUCUAGCAUUCCCUCUUUCUCUCCCACGCUCUUUCUUUCUUGCUCACUCUCCAGUCCAGUGGAAGAAGAAAGCCCUGUGAAAAGACAGCCAUCUCUAUCAAGCCUGGAAGUAGAACAUGGCAUAUUCACUAGCUUUUAGAACCUUUCAGCUGAGGAGGUUUCUAUUUUUUUCUACUUAGUGUUCCUAGAAUUAAGCUGUCCGAAGCCAGCCAUUGGUUUCUAUCAGUCUGUUGGAAAAUGUACGUUGAGCUAAGGCUGGGCGUCCAUAUCUAAAGUAAGGGCAGCGAUUCCCAAAUGAUGGCGCUUCAGUUAUGUUCGGUCCUGUUUCUCUGUUACAGUUAGUCUUUCAGUUUGUUGAGUAAUAUCGUAACGAUUUAUUAAGCUAUGCUCUAUUAGCAUCACCAUGCUAGUUCCCUCCUUGACUGAGGUUGAUAACAGAUGGCGUUCAUCAUCGUGGCGGGGAUCUGUGCCUGUCUGUACUUCCUCUUCCUGUGCUUCAUGGUGUUCCAAGUGUUCCGCAACAUCAGUGGGAAGAGGUCCUCCCUGCCCGCCAUGUCCAAGGCAAGACGCCUACACUAUGAGGUGUGUGUCUGUUUUUGUGUGUAUACAUUUGUGCACCUAAAAGUGCGUUUUUAUACAUAUAUUUGUUGUGUUUUUUCUGCCUGUCUAAAUUUGUGUGCGUGUGUACCGGGUGUAUCUAAAUAUGUGUCUUCUCAAGAAAUUUCACGUGUGUGUUUCCUUUUUCAUGGAAAGUAAUAGUAACUUUAAUCUUCCUCUCUCAGGGCCUAAUCUUCCGGUUCAAGUUCCUCAUGUUGGUCACUCUGACCUGUGCUGCCAUGACAGUCAUCUUCUUCAUCAUCAGUCAGGUAAGUUCUGUCUUAGUGUGACUCCAGGGGUAUCCCAGAAUCCUCUGGAGAGGAUUAGGUUUUUAAGCAUGUUCAUUAGGGCAUUCCGUAGCUAAAUGUUUUAAAACCGGAAAAAUGAAAACAAGUGUUUCUUAUUGGACAAGUUCAGGGUUUCAUGGUGUUUUUGCUUACGUUUUGUACCUACUGAACACACCGCAUAUUGUGGGUGUCUAGGUGAACGAGGGCCACUGGCACUGGGGAGACUACACGGUGCAGGUGAACAGUGCCUUCUUCACGGGGAUCUACGGCAUGUGGAACCUCUACGUGUUCGCCAUCAUGUUCCUGUAUGCUCCCUCACACAAACGCUACGGAGACGAGCAGUCCAGCGGUGAGUACAACUAACAUCUGCCUCUAAUGGUCAACUCUGUCAGUAGGUCAAACAUUUUAUUUAAGUGCAUCAUAAUAGUCUCAAUAAACUUUACUGUACAGAGAAAAUAAUAACACACAGCAGUGUCUCCUUUUGUGACGAUUAAGUUAAAAUAUCUAAAAGUUAAAUAUCUUACAUUUUAAUUUUUAUGUAAUUUUUAAAUGUAUCUUGAAAUAAGAUAAACCUUUUUAGAUUAAAUUAAGCAAAAUUAUCUGCCAAUGACUUUAUAUAUGGUAAGUAAAAAAUAGAAAUAAAACACUAAUUUUAUCACAGAAUGUAAGAUAUUUAUUAGGCUUGCUUAGAUUUCCCUUUUUGCAUUGCACAGUUUCAAAAGACAAAGUAAUAAAGUAUGCCGUCUUUCGUGAAGCAGAAGGCAUGAAAUGAGGAAAAAGUUCAAUAAAAGCUGUCUUAAAAAGUUUGCACAUUGCGGGGAACUCAGACAAAAUAAGUCCAAGUCAAUGCUUUUCAACAGAAACAGAAAUUAAGGUUUUCUUAUUGACUUCAGGUUCAGGUUGCCCCUCCUCAGGGCCGGUUCCAGGCAUAAACAACAUAAGUGGUCGCUUAGGGCCCCUGGCCGCUAGGGGGCCCUUGACCCCAAAAAAUUAUACAGUGCCUUCAGAACCGGACCUGAGGAGGGUCCCCCCGUGUGGUUCUGGGAUUUUUGCUCACCGUUCUUGUGAUCAUUUUGACCCCAACGGGGUGAGAUCUUGCGCAGAGCCCCAGAUCGAGGGAGAUUAUCAGUGGUCUUGUAUGUCUUCCAUUUCCUAAUAAUUGCUCCCACAGUUGAUUUCUUCAAACCAAGCUGCUUACCUAUUGCAGAUUCAGUCUUCCCAGCCUGGUGCAGGUCUACAAUUUUGUUUCUGGUGUCCUUUGACAGCUCUUUGGUCUUGGCCAUAGUGGAGUUUGGAGUGUGACUGUUUGAGGUUGUGGACAGGUGUCUUUUAUACUGAUAACAAGUUCAAACCGGUGCCAUUAAUACAGGUAACGAGUGGAGGACAGAGGAGCCUCUUAAAGAAGAAGUUACAGGUCUGUGAGAGCCAGAAAUCUUGCUUGUUUGUAGGUGACCAAAUACUUAUUUUCCACCAUAAUUUGCAAAUAAAUUCAUAAAAAAAUCCUACAAUGUGAUUUUCUGGAGAAAAAAAAUCUAAAUUUGUCUGUCAUAGUUGACGUGUACCUAUGAUGAAAAUUACAGGCCUCUCUCAUCUUUUUAAGUGGGAGAACUUGCACAAUUGGUGGCUGACUAAAUACUUUUUUCCCCCACUGUAUGUUAGAAUCACCUUUGGCAGCGAUUACAGCUGUGUGUCUUUCUGGGUAAAUCUUAAGAGCUUUGCACACCUGGAUUGUAUAAUAUUUGGCCAUUUAUUUUCAAAAUUCUUCAAGAUCUGUCAAAUUGGUUGUUGAUCAUUUCUAGACAACCAUUUUCAAGUCUUGCUAUUUAAUUUCAAGCAGAUUUAAGUCAACUGUAAUUCGGCCACUCAGGAACAUUCACUGACUUCUUGGUAAGCAACUCCAGUGUAGAUUUGGCCUUGUGUUUGAAGUUAUUGUCCUGCUGAAAGGUGAAUUCAUCUCCCAGUGUCUGGUAGAAAGCAGGCAACCAGGUUUUCCUCCAGGAUUUUGCCUGUGCUUAGCUCCAUUCCUUUUAUUUUUUAUCCUGAAAAACUCCCCAGUCCUUAACGAUUAACGAAGUAUACCAAUAACAUGAGUGGUACUCCAUAUUGUGUUGGAUUGGAUUUUCCCCAAACAGAACACUUUGUAUUCAGGACAAACUGUUAAUUGCUUUGCCACAUUUGCAGUAUUACUUUAAUUUGCCUUGUUGCAAACAGGAUGCAUGUUUUGGUAAUUUUUUAUUCUGUACAGGCUUCCUUAUUUUCACUUUGUCAAUUAAGUUAUUAUUGUGGAGUAACUACAAUGUUGUUAAUCCAUCCUCGGCUUUCUCCUAUCACAGUCAUUAAACUCUGUUUUAAAGUCUCUAUUGGCCUCAUGGUGAAUUCCCUGAGUGGUUUCCUUCCUCUCCGGCAACUGAGUUAGGAAGGAAGCCUGUAUCUUUGUAGUGACUGGGUGUAUUGAUACACCAUCUAAAGUGUAAUUAAUAACGUCACCAUGCUCAAAGGGAUAUUAAAUGUCUGCUUUUUUAUUUUUACCCAUCUACCAAUAGGUGGCAUUCUUUUCGAGGCAUUGGAAACCUCCCAGGUCUUUGUGGUUGAAAUUCACUGCUCAACUGAGGAACCUUACAGAUAAUUGUAAGUGUGGGAACAGAGAUGAGGUAGCCAUUCAAAAAUAAUGUUAAACACUAUUAUUGCACAUGGAGUGAGUCCAUGCUACUUAUUAUGUGACUUGUUAAGCACAUUUUUACUCCUGAACUUAUUUAGGCUUGCCAUAACAAAGGGGUUGAAUACUUAUUGACUCAAGACAUUUCAGCCUUUCAUUUUUAAUUAAUUUCAAAAAAUGUCAAAAACAUAAUUCCACUUUGACAUCAAAUCAAACUUUAUUUGUCACAUACACGUAUUUAGCAGAUGUAAUAGCGGGUGUAGCAAAAUGCUUGUGCUUCUAGCUCCGACAGUGCAGUAAUAUAUAACAAGUAAUAUCUAACAAUUUCACAACAUAUACCCAAUACACACAAAACUAGUAAGGAAUGGAAUUUAAGAAAAUAUACAUUUAGUUGAAGUCGGAAGUUUACAUACACUUAGGUUGGAGUCAUUAAAACUCGUUUUUCAACCACUCCACAAAUGUCUUGUUAACAAACUAUAGUUUUGGCAAGUCAGUUAGGACAUCUACUUUCUGCAUGACACAAGUAAUUUUUCCAACAAUUGUUUACAGACAGAUUAUUUCACUUAUAAUUCACUGUAUCACAAUUCCAGUGGUUCAGAAGUUUACAUACACUAAGUUGACUGUGCCUUUUAAACAAAAUGAUGUCAUGGCUUUAGAAGCUUCUGAUAGGCUAAUUUACAUCAUUUGAGUCAAUUGGAGGUGUACCUGUGGAUGUAUUUCAAGGCCUACCUUCAAACUCAGUGCCUCUUUGCUUGACAUCAUGGAAAAAUCAAAAUAAAUCGGCCAAGACCUAAGAAAAAAAAUGGUAGACCUCCACAAGUCUGGUUCAUCCUUGGGAGCAAUUUCCAAACGCCUGAAGGUACCACGUUCAUCUGUACAAACAAUAGUACGCAAGUAUAAACACCAUGGGACCACACAGCCGUCAUACCACUCAGGAAGGAGACGCGUUCUGUCUCCUAGAGAUGAACGUACUUUGAUGCGAAAAGUGCAAAUAAAUCCCAGAACAACAGCAAAGGACCUUGCAGCAUCAUGCUGUGGGGGUGCUUUGCUGCAGGAAAAAUAGAUUGCAUCAUGAGGAAGGAAAAUUAUGUGGAUAUAUUGAAGCAACAUCUCAAGACAUCAGUCAGGAAGUUAAAGCUUGGUCGCAAAUGGGUCUUCCAAAUGGACAAUGACUCCAAGCAUACUUCCAAAGUUGUGGCAAAAUGGCUUAAGGACAACAAAUUCAAGGUAUUGGAAUGGCCAUCACAAAGCCCUGACCUCAAUCCUAUAGAAAAUGUGUGGGCAGAACUGAAAAAGUGUGUGCGAGCAAGGAGGCCUACAAUCCUAACUCAGUUACACCAGCUCUGUCAGGAGGAAUGGGCCAAAAUUCACCCAACUUAUUGUGGGAAGCUUGUGGAAGGCUACCCAAAACGUUUGACCCAAGUUAAACAAUUUAAAGGCAAUGCUACCAAAUACUAAUUGAGUGUAUAUAAACUUCUGACCCACUGGGAAUGUGAUGAAAGAAACAAAAGCUGAAAUAAAUAAUUCUCUCUACUAUUAUCCUGACAUUUCACAUACCUAAAAUAAAGUGACCUAAAACAGGGAAUUUUUACUGGGAUUAAAUGUCAGCAAUUGUGAAAAACUGAGUUUAAAUGUAUUUGGCUAAGGUGUACAGUGAGGGGAAAAAAGUAUUUGAUCCCCUGCUGAUUUUGUACGUUUGCCCACUGACAAAGACAUGAUCAGUCUAAUUUUAAUGGUAGGUUUAUUUGAACAGUGAGAGACAGAAUAACAACAAAAAAAUCCAGAAAAACGCAUUUUUAUAAAUUGAUUUGCAUUUUAAUGAGGGAAAUAAGUAUUUGACCCCUCUGCAAAGCAUGACUUAGUACUUGGUGGCAAAUCCCUUGUUGGCAAUCACAGAGGUCAGACGUUUCUUGUAGUUGGCCACCAGGUUUGCACACAUCUCAGGAGGGAUUUUGUUCCACUCCUCUUUGCAGAUCUUCUCCAAGUCAUUAAGGUUUCGAGGCUGAUGUUUGGCAACUCGAACCUUCAGCUCCCUCCACAGAUUUUCUAUGGGAUUAAGGUCUGGAGACUGGCUAGGCCACUCCAGGACCUUAAUGUGCUUCUUCUUGAGCCACUCCUUUGUUGCCUUGGCUGUGUGUUUUGGGUCAUUGUCAUGCUGGAAUACCCAUCCACGACCCAUUUUCAAUGCCCUGGCUGAGGGAAGGAGGUUCUCACCCAAGAUUUGAUGGUACAUGACCCCGUCCAUCGUCCCUUUGAUGCAGUGAAGUUGUCCCGUCCCCAAAGCAUAAUGUUUCCACCUCCAUGUUUGACGGUGGGGAUGGUGUUCUUGGGGUCAUAGGCAGCAUUCCUCCUCCUCCAAACACGGCGAGUUGAGUUGAUGCCAAAGAGCUCGAUUUUGGUCUCAUCUGACCACAAUACUUUCACCCAGUUCUCCUCUGAAUCAUUCAGAUGUUCAUUGGCAAACUUCAGACGGCCCUGUAUAUGUGCUUUCUUGAGCAGGGGGACCUUGCGGGCGCUGCAGAAUUUCAGUCCUUCACGGCGUAGUGUGUUACCAAUUGUUUUCUUGGUGACUAUGGUCCCAGCUGCCUUGAGAUCAUUGACAAGAUCCUCCCGUGUAGUUCUGGGCUGAUUCCUCACCGUUCUCAUGAUCAUUGCAACUCCACGAGGUGAGAUCUUGCAUGGAGCCCCAGGCCGAGGGAGAUUUGUUUUUCUUCCAUUUGCGAAUAAUCGCACCAACUGUUGUCACCUUCUCACCAAGCUGCUUGGCGAUGGUAGCCUUGUGUAGGUCUACAAUCUUGUCCCUGACAUCCUUGGAGAGCUCUUUGGUCUUGGCCAUGGUGGAGAGUUUGGAAUCUGAUUGAUUGAUUGAUUGAUUGAUUCUGUGGAUAGGUGUCUUUUAUACAGGUAACACGCUGAGAUUAGGAGCACUCCCUUUAAGAGUGUGCUCCUAAUCUCAAUUCGUUACCUGUAUAAAAGACACCUGGGAGCCAGAAAUCUUUCUGAUUGAGAGGGGGUCAAAUACUUAUUUCCCUCAUUUAAAAUGCAAAUCAAUUUAUAACAUUUUUGACAUGCGUUUUUCUGGAUUUUUUUGUUGUUAUUCUGUCUCUCACUGUUCAAACAAACCUACCAUUAAAAUUAUAGACUGAUAAUUUCUUUGUCAGUGGGCAAACGUACAAAAUCAGCAGGGGAUCAAAUACUUUUUCCCCUCACUGUAUGUAAACUUCUGACUUCAACUGUAUAUGGACAAGCAAUGACAGAGCGGCAUGGACUAAGAUACAGUAGAAAAUUAUAGAAUAGAAUACAGUAUAUACAGUGGGGGAAAAAAGUAUUUAGUCAGCCACCAAUUGUGCAAGUUCUCCCACUUAAAAAGAUGAGGCCUGUAAUUUUCAUCAUAGGUACACGUCAACUAUGAUAGACAAAUUGAGAAAAAAAAUCCAGAAAAUCACAUUGUAGGAUUUUUAAUGAAUUUAUUUGCAAAUUAUGGUGGAAAAUAAGGAUUUGGUCACCUACAAACAAGCAAGAUUUCUGGCUCUCACAGACCUGUAACUUCUUCUUUAAGAGGCUCCUCUGUCCUCCACUCGUUACCUGUAUUAAUGGCACCUGUUUGAACUUGUUAUCAGUGUAAAAGUCACCUGUCCACAACCUCAAACAGUCACACUCCAAACUCCACUAUGGCCAAGACCAAAGAGCUGUCAAUGGACACCAGAAACAAAAUUGUAGACCUGCACCAGGCUGGGAAGACUGAAUCUGCAAUAGGUAAGUAGCUUGGUUUGAAGAAAUCAACUGUGGGAGCAAUUAUUAGGAAAUGGAAGACAUACAAGACCACUGAUAAUCUCCCUCGAUCUGGGGCUCCACGCAAGAUCUCACCCCGUGGGGUCAAAAUGAUCACAAGAAUGGUGAGCAAAAAUCCCAGAACCACACGGGGGGACCUAGUGAAUGACCUGCAGAGAGCUGGGACCAAAGUAACAAAGCCUACCAUCAGUAACACACUACGCCGCCAGGGACUCAAAUCCUGCAGUGCCAGACGUGUCCCCCUGCUUAAGCCAGUACAUGUCCAGGCCCGUCUGAAGUUUGCUAGAGUGCAUUUUGAUGAUCCAGAAGAGGAUUGGGAGAAUGUCAUAUGGUCAGAUGAAACCAAAAUAGAACUUUUUGGUAAAAACUCAACUCAUCGUGUUUGGAGGACAAAGAAUGCUGAGUUGCAUCCAAAGAACACCAUACCUACUGUGAAGCAUGGGGGUGGAAACAUCAUGCUUUGGGGCUGUUUUUCUGCAAAGGGGCCAGGACGACUGAUCCGUGUAAAGGAAAGAAUGAAUGGGGCCAUGUAUCGUGAGAUUUUGAGUGAAAACCUCCUUCCAUCAGCAAGGGCAUUGAAGAUGAAACGUGGCUGGGUCUUUCAGCAUGACAAUGAUCCCAAACACACCGCCCGGGCAACGAAGGAGUGGCUUCGUAAGAAGCAUUUCAAGGUCCUGGAGUGGCCUAGCCAGUCUCCAGAUCUCAACCCCAUAGAAAAUCUUUGGAGGGAGUUGAAAGUCCUGUGUUACCCAGCGACAGCCCCAAAACAUCACUGCUCUAGAGGAGAUCUGCAUGGAGGAAUGGGCCAAAAUACCAGCAACAGUGUGUGAAAACCUUGUGAAGACUUACAGAAAACGUUUGACCUUUGUCAUUGCCAACAAAGGGUAUAUAACAUAGUAUUGAGAAACUUUUGCUAUUGACCAAAUACUUAUUUUCCACCAUAAUUUGCAAAUAAAUUCAUUAAAAAUCCUACAAUGUGAUUUUCUUGAUUUUUUUUCUCUCAUUUUGUCUGUCAUAGUUGACGUGUACCUAUGAUGAAAAUUACAGGCCUCUCUCAUCUUUUUAAGUGGGAGAACUUGCACAAUUGGUGGCUGACUAAAUACUUUUUUCCCCCACUGUACAUAUGAGAUGAGUAGUGCAAGAUAUGUAAACAUUAUUAAAGUGACUGUAAACAUUAUUAAAGUGACUAGUGUUCCAUUUCUUAAAGUGGCCAGUGAUUUCAAUAGGCAGCAGCAGCCUCAUGUGCUAGUGAUGGCUAUUUAACAGUCUGAUGGCCUUGAGAUAAAAGCUGUUUUACAUUCUCUUGGUCCCAGCUUUGAUGCACCUGUACUGACCUCGCCUUCUGGAUGAUAGCGGGGUGAACAGGCAGUGGCUCGGGUGGUUGAUGUCCUUGAUGAUCUUUUUGGCCUUCCUUUGACAACGGGUGCUGUAUGUGUCUUGGAGGCGGGUAGUUUGCCCCUGAUAAUGCGUUCGGCAGACCGCACCACCCUCUGGAGAGCCCUGCGGUUGCGGGCGGUGCAGUUGCCGUACCAGGUGGUGAUACAGCCCGACAGGAUGCUCUUAAUUGUGCAUCUGUAAAAGUUUGUGGGUUUUAGGUGCCAAGACGAAUUUCUUCAGCCUCCUGAGGUUGAAGAGGCUCUGUUGCGCUUUCUUCACCACACUGUCUGCGUGGGUGGACCAUUUCAGUUUGUCGGUGAUGUGUACGCCAAGGAACUUGAAGCUUUCCACCUUUUCCACUGCGGUCCCGUCGAUGUGGAUAGGGGGGGUGCACCCUCUGCUGUUUCCUGAAGUCCACGAUCAUCUCCUUUGUUUUGUUGACGUUGAGUGAGAGGUUAUUUUCCUGGCACCACACCUCCUCCCUGUAGGCGGUCUCAUCAUUGUUGGUAAUCAAGCCUACUACUGUUGUGUCGUCUGCCAACUUGAUGAUUGAGUUGGAGGCGUGCUUGGCCACACAGUCAUGGGUGAACAGGGAGUACAGGAGGGGGCUGAGCAUGCACCCUUGUGUUGAGGAUCAGCGAAGUGGAGAUGUUGUUUCCUACCUUCACCACCUGGGGGCGGCCCGUCAGGAAGUCCAGGACCCAGUUGCACAGGGCCUCGAGCUUGAUGAUGAACUUUGAGGGUACUAUGGUGUUGAAUGCUGAGCUAUAGUCAAUGAACAGCAUUCUCACAUAGGUAUUUCUCUUGUCCAGAUUGGAUAAGGCAGUGUGCAGUGUGAUGUGGAUUGCAUUGUCUGGGGAUCUAUUGGGGCGUUAAGCAAAUUGAAGUGGGUCUAGGGUGACAGGUAAGGUAGAGGUCAUAUGAUCCUUGACUAGUCUCUCAAAGCACUUCAUGAUGACAGAGGUGAGUGCUACAGGGCGAUAGUCAUUUAGUUCAGUUACCUUUGCUUUCUUGGGUACAGGAACAAUGGUGGCCAUCUUGAAGCAUGUGCGAACAGCAGACUGGGAAAGGAAGAGAUUGAAUAUGUCCAUAAACACACCAGCCAGCUGGUUUGCGCAUGCUCUGAGGAUGCCGUCUGGGCCGGCAGCCUUGCAGGGGUUAACAUGCUUAAAUGUCUUAAUCACGUCGGCCACGGAGAAGGAGAGGCCACAGUCCUUGGUAGUGGGCCUCGUCAGUGGCACUGUGUUCUCCUCAAAGCGGGCAAAGAAUGUGUUUAGCUUGUCUGGAAGCAAGACGUUGGUGUCGGCAACGUGGCUGGUUUUCUUUUUGUAGUCCGUGAUUGUCUGUAGACCCUGCAACAUACCUCUCGUGUCUGAGCUGUUGAAUUGCGACUCCACUUUGUCUCUAUACUGAUGUUUUGCCAGUUGAAUUGCUUUGUGGAGUGAGUAGCUACACUGUUUGUAUUCAGCCAUAUUCCCAGUCACCUUGCCAUGUUUGAAUGCGGUGGUUCGCACUUUCAGAUUGGCGCGAAUGCUGCCAUCUAUCCACUGUUUCUGGUUAGGGUAGGUUUUAAUAGUCACAAUGGGCACAACAUCACCUAUACAUUUCCUGAUAAACUAUGUCACCGUUUCAGUGUAUUCGUCAAAAUUAUUUUUGGAAGCUACCCGGAACAUAUCCCAGUCCGCAUGAUCAAAACAAUCUUGAAGCAUGGAUUCCAAUUGGUCAGACCAGCGUUGAAUAGUCCUUAGCAUGGGUAUUUCCUGUUUGAGUUUCUGCCUAUAGGAAGGGAGGAGCAAAAUGGAGUUGUGGUCAGAUUUGCCGAAAGGAGGGCGCGGGAGGGCCUUAUAACCAUCCCGGAAGUUCAAAUAGCAAUGGUCGAGGAUUUUGGCAGCGCGAGUACAACAGUCGAUAUGUUGAUAGAACUUCGGCAGCCUAGUCCUCAAAUUUGCUUUGAUAAAAUCCCCGGCUACAAUAAAUGCAGCCUCAGGAUAUGUGGUUUCCAGUUUGCAUAAACUCCAGUGAAGUUCUUUGAGGGCCGUUGUGGUAUCGGCUUGAGGGGGGAUAUACACGGCCGUGAAUAUAACAAAAUAAAAUUAUCUUGGGAGAUAAUACGGUCGGCAUUUGAUUGUGAGAUAUUCUAGGUCGAGUGAACAAAAGGACUCGAGUUCCUGUAUGUUACUACAAUUACACCAUGAGUCGUUAAUCAUGAAACACACACCUCCGCCCUUCUGCUACCCGGAGAGAUAUUUAUUCCUGUCUCUGCGAUGAACUGAGAACCCCUCUGGCUGGACCGAUUUCGACAGAAUAUCCCAAGAGAGCCAUGUUUCCGUGAAACAAAGUAUGUUACAGGCCUUGAUGUCUCUCUGGAAAGAAAUCCUUGCCCGGAGGUCGUCGAUCUUGUUAACCAAAGACUGAACAUUAGCGAGUAGUAUACUUGGAAGUGGUGGGUGGUGUGCGCGACUUCUAAGUCGAACCAGCAUGCCGCUCCGAGUGCCUCUCCUCCACCGGCGAUGUUUUGGGUCAGCCGCUGGAAUCAGUGCAGUUGCCCUGGGGAGAGCAAACAAAGGAACUGCUUCGGGAAAGUCGUAUUCCUAGUUGUAAUGCUGUUGAGUUACCGCCGCUCUGAUAUCCAAUUGUUUUCCCCGGUUGUAUGUAAAUACAAAACACUUUCUGAGCUAAUAAUGUAAAAAAAGAAUACAUAAGAAAACAAAAUACUGCAACGUUUCCUAAGAGCUAGUCGCGAUGCCGCCAUCUUCGUCGGCACCAGGUCCAUAUGGGGUAUUGUGUGUAGGCCAGUGACGACAAGAUCUCAAUUUAAUCAAUUUUUAAAAUUCCGGCUGUAACAACAAAAUGUGGAAAAAGUAAAGGGGUGUGAAUGAUUUCUGUAGGCACUGUAUAUAUUUUUUAGGGGGGGAACUCGUUAUGGUCUCAACUUAGUAUUGAGAGUAAGAAUAGUAGAAUACACCAGGUGCAAUUUCGAAAUGUGGUUGUGCCUCAGCAGUUUUUCUCUUAUGUCAGUCACUGACAGUUACUCAAUUAGCCCUGUCAGCUAACAAUUUUUUUGAUUGCCAGCUAUCUAAACUUGUAGUAAUCAUGGCCAAAUACCGACCGGGGACACGUUCCCAGGGGCCCUGACCUCCAGGGGCCCCCAUUGAUUUUGUUAGUCCUUCUCACUCAGAUAUCUUAUUAACAUGGCAUAAGUCAUUACAAAAGCUAUAGAAUUGCAGGAAAUGUGUUUUAAAACCGCAAAAAAGUAUCUCCACCCCAUGGCAAAAUGGGUAGAAUUGCAUGGAAUGUGUUCAACCCCAUGGCAAAAUGUGUAGAAUAGCAGGACAUUAACUUUUAAAAAUACCAAUUUCUCACCACUGUCAAGAGGGGGGACACCUAAAAUAUUUUGCUGCGAGGUGGGGGGCCCCCACAACCAAAUCUCACUUCGGGCUAGAGCCGGCCCUGCCCCUCCCUGUUUCAGUUUAGUUUCCUUCCAUUUAGUGCCUAAUGAGCACAAAUAAGAUGACCCAGAUGUACUGCUGUCUGUGUAUACUGUACUGAUGUUGUGUUGGUCUCUGUGCAGGAGACGCAGGAGCCAGUGGAGAGGACAUCCAGCUGACCACCACCAUCACCCACGUGGACGGACCCACCGAGAUCUACAAGAUGAUGGGCAAGGAGGCCCAAGAGUAG
Coregonus sp. 'balchen' is the source of this 30082-nucleotide messenger RNA. The record is from the annotation of a GenBank genome assembly. NCBI's taxonomy places the organism in Eukaryota, Metazoa, Chordata, Actinopteri, Salmoniformes, Salmonidae.